Saccostrea echinata is the source of this 2931-nucleotide messenger RNA. Its product is annotated as protein mono-ADP-ribosyltransferase PARP12-like. Gene Ontology annotation, molecular function: NAD+ poly-ADP-ribosyltransferase activity; metal ion binding. The record is from RefSeq and is a predicted model, not a curated record. Bases 1 to 2931 code for a protein of 976 amino acids. The transcript is spliced from 6 exons. NCBI's taxonomy places the organism in Eukaryota, Metazoa, Mollusca, Bivalvia, Ostreida, Ostreidae.
AUGAACCACCGUGAUUCUGUCGAAAAUUUUCUUGACGAACCAUCUGCAAGGGCCAGAAGAAGAAAUUACAAAAGUAAAGUGUAUUACCACAUGGAAGAGGAAUACAUCAAGAGUGCAGAUGAAAUGUCUGAAGAUGAGUUCGAAAACAUGGACUGCAAAACUUAUGGUGUACGGAGCAGAUAUGCAUCUGGAUGUCAACACUUUAUAUCAAGAAAAUCGAAAAGGCAUAGAAAUACAAGGGCAGAAAAUGAAUAUUCCAUAGAAAGUGCAGAUACCAGCUCUGACAUUCUUGAUUUUUCCGAAGAAACUGUAUUUAAGUUUCUUGUGAAAAGAACGGGAGGGAUAUCAAGUCUAUCAAAAUUCAGGGAAGAAAACCUUCAUUUACCAGGAGACUUUACUGAAUGGCUGUUGAAAUGCAAUGAGAAACUAAUUGUUUACAAAAGAGAGGAAAAGCCUAAGUGCAUCGGUCCCUUUUAUAAAAAUGCAACUUUCUGCUUCAACCACAGUGGGAUCGGAAAAGAAAAAGAAUGUAGUCGCGUAAAUUGCUGUCAUUUUCACAUUUGUAAAUUCUAUCUAAAUGGAUUCUGUAAGAAUGGUUACAGAUGUAGGAAAGAGCACGACUUCACAAACGAACAUAAUAAAAAGAUAAAGGAAAAACUUGGACUCGAAGAUUUUAAUGACGAAGAAAUCAUAGUAAUACUUUUAUGCCGGUACCCUCAGGUUUGCCGCGCACGAUCAUGUAUGGCAGGAGAAGAUUGUCCAUAUCUUCACAUCUGUUACAAUUUUAUAUCAAAUAGAUGUGAAGAUCCUGAGUGCGAAAGAGGACACUCAUUCGAGACGCCGCAUAAUAGAUGGGUUCUUUCCGUGUACAAAAUGGAAAGGUGGCCAAGGGAAAAGUUAUACUUGCUCAAGUUGUUGAUAAAUAUGCCACGGCGACAACUCAGCGUUACGUAUCUUUGUCAAACUCCAUCAACACAUCCAACGUUUGGAUAUAAUAAUUCCAAUAUCAUUUUAAAAAAAAAUGUUCAUAUUAUUUUCAUUUUAGAAAAAGACCACUCGGAAUCCAGAAGCAUACUUGAUGCGGAUGCUCAUAAACAAAACAUCUGUUUGAAUGGUUUGACAGGAAGUUGUCAAGAGAGAGAUUGUAACAAGCACCACACACGACUACCCUACCUCUGGCAGAUCCAUGUGUUUGGAGAUUGGAUAAGCUUUCAUGACGACGGAAAUCAAAAACUUGAACAAAGUUACAGUAGUAUGGAAGACAUUGCUACUGAAGAGGUGUAUUUUGAAAUUAAACUAAAGAGAAUCACUCUUAACUUCAGAAAGGAAUAUGGUGUUAUUGACAUGGCUGGAAACUCUGUCAAUAUAUCAUACCGGCGACUCACUACAGCAUCAUAUGCCGAAGAAAACAUUCCACUUAAAAUAGGUUCCUUUUACACACAAUGGAGGUGGUAUUUUAAAAAUGACUUUGGACAGUGGAUGCAGUACGAAACGGACACUUUACAACAUACACUAGAGAAGAAAUUUUUAUCAGGGCAGAAAAGCUAUCUAUUCACCAGGGAGAGUCACAGAUUAAAGUACAGAGUGGAGUUUACAGAGUGGAAGCAAAUAAAUAUUGACACUAAGAAGGUUCGCAAGAUUCGAAGAAGACCCUUAUUUGUGUCUUUAGCUGAAGUACAGUCAAGACGAUUUCCAAAAUUAUUGGAUGUUGCCAUUCCUGAACCCUAUCCUGCUGGAUGGGAUUCGUUAGACCUAGCACAUGACUUUGAAUGGGUCGAUUUAGAGAAAACAGGCAGAGAAUUUAACAGUGUCGAGACUGAAUUCUAUACAACACUCAGAAAGGGGAAGUUUCAAAUAAGCAACAUCUAUCGUAUUCAGAAUUUAAGCCUGUGGAAUGAAUACAAAAUGAAGAGAGCAAAUAUGGAAAAAACUCAAUCGAGAAAAAGUGGAAGAAUUGAUGAGAGAAGUCUCUUUCAUGGUACCGAUUCUUUUGACACUUGUUACGGUAUCUGUACCAACAAUUUUGAUUUCCGUUUGAGCGGAAAAAAUGCAACAGCUUAUGGAAAAGGUUCUUACUUUGCAGUUUCAGCAAAGUACAGCAACAAUUACACAAAAGGUUCUGUUCGUUUAAUGUUUAAAGCAAAAGUUUUGAUCGGAGACUACGUAAAGGGAAAACAUGACAUAACGUGCCCACCAAUCAUUCCUGGCAAAGGCCACAAAAGAUAUGAUUCCUGUGUGGAUGACGUCACAAAUCCUUCAAUAUUUGUUGUUUUUGACAGAAACCAAUGCUACCCCGAGUACCUUAUUGCAUAUAAGGAAAUUCCCGAAGAAAAUUCAGUAGAUUGGCCAAUAUUUGCGAGCAACAAACAAGCAAAUACCUCGAGUUUCACCAGAGUAAAUAAAUUGGUCCCGGCAACCACCUCAGGGCAUAGCAGAGGUGUUCAAGUUCCAUCCGCUGGCAUCAAGACUACAAGUAGCAUUCAUUUUGGUGGUGUGUCGAAAGUUCCUGCAAGUUCACAAGCAUAUGGUGGAUUCUCGUCAUCUGCUUUGCCAUCCUCUGUUGGGAGAUCAAAUCCUACCAGUGACCAAACGAGCUCAACCACUUCUCAAAAAUACAGUUCCACACAUUCUUCUUUGAUGAAUUCAAGUUCAAGUAAAUCAAGGUUUGUGAGUAACAAUCAAGCAAAUACUUCAAAUGUCACCAAGGAAAACAUAUCAAUGCCAGCAACCAUCUCAGAGAAUAUCAGUAAUGUUCGAGGUCAAUCUGCCGCUAUUCAGACCGCAAGUAGUAGUCCUUCCAGUGACGUGACAAAACAUUCUUCUUUGAUAAAUCCAAGUUCUCCGGUUCACACCAACUUCUCCAAAGUUUCUUCUGAUAGCGAUAAAGUUUACAACAAUCACCCAACUUCUUCAAAACAGACGCCUUUGUAA